CAAGGGGAAGCUACUCUGCAAUAUCAUUAAAAGGCGGCAUCUAUUGCGAAGGUUUACUUUAAUGACCCCUCAAAAAUAAAUUGGCGUUCGAUGACCAUAUAAAUAUUUGUUUUCUUUUUCGUUAUCUUUAACGAGAAUAGUUUAGUUAUUGUAUUUAUCCUUCGAAAUUAGCAGCUUGCUAAGACGCUGUAAGUCGGAUAUUUGUGGUCGCACGGACCUUAAUUUAGUCCGUCCGUAGUAUGUACUGUAUUAACUGUUCGCGUUCUUCACUACCCUUUUAUAUUGAUGAUAGCAUUUAUAUCCAACAUUGGUAAUGAAAUUGUGUACACUUCUCACUCUCUGAAAAUUUCGCCAUUAAAUUAAGUAAUGAGUCAUGGCAGCUGCUCCUUCGUGGGACGAGUUUGUUACGGUUACAGCGCGGAUUUUGUGUCAUCAUCAAAGCCAGGUGCAAAGUGCUUUACAUGCAGGCGUCUGAGCAGACCUCUUAUAAAGGAGCAUCUUCUUCAGAGUGGGCUGUUCAGUGGAGUGUGUCUACUGUCGCCACAAGGGGAGAGCAUCUAUACAUAUGGUUCCUUGCAGCAUUUGUUCAAAGAUGAUGCUCAGCAGUUUUUGAGAGCCUUUAGAACAAUAUCAAAAAAAGCAGAGGAAGAAACUAUACAAAAGGGUUUCCACCUGAGUCUUGAUUUGAGCCUGAAAAAUAAGGUUUUCAAGAUCUAUCACAAGACGUACACCAGCAUCUACUCAGUGUCAACUGACAAUCAGAUGGGUUUGCUUGUCAGCAAGUUACCAUAUGCUGUGAUGGUCUGUGUGUAUUCUUCUCCAGUAACCUCUGCUAAAGCUGUCAAACAGCUGGAAUACUUCUGUGACAAAAUGCAUUCUUAAAAUUAAUUGUAGCAUCUGGUUAUUGUCUUAAAAGAUUCAAAAUAAAAAAAGAAAGUAAAAAGGUUUACAGCAGCUACCAAAUGCAGCAUAAACUUUUCCAUGAAGAGUAUCUGCAUUGUAUGGUUCAUGAUGUACUAUCUGCAUUCCUAUGAAUGUUCUUGUGUUUCUAAGUAUUGUUAUGGUGCCUCAUAAUGUUUGGACUCAUACUUAUAAUUCACUUUUACUUAGAAACAUAUUGUACAGAUCAAAAUUAACUUCAAGUAGUACAAUGUCUUUUGCUGUAAACGUCUUUAUCACUGUGUUCCUGAUGACCUUCCUGCCUUGACCUCCAGACUCCAUUCUGCCCACUUCAUUCAGUGGCUGAUACACACCUACUUCCCAUUCCCAGCAUAUACAGCUUACAGAGGUCCCUCUCUCUUUGCCAAGCUGUUUGAGUGGUUUCAAGUAGCUGCUUAAGACUGGCCACUUUAACAUGACUUUCAAACACUUCAGAAUCUUGAACUUUUAUGGGAUCAAUGUGCUUUACAAAUCACAUAAACUUAUAAUAAACUUAGACCAUUUUUCUGGAGAUAUAUUCCCAAUACUGCAUCUGAUGAUAAGUUCAUCUGAUCUCAGGAGCCAAUGAUUAAAAAGUCUUAUUAACAUCUAUUUUGGGACGAUUUCUCUGCAGAAUAAAAGAUUGCUUUAUAUUGC
This is a messenger RNA of Pomacea canaliculata, 1575 nucleotides long. RefSeq lists its product as uncharacterized. Lineage: Eukaryota; Metazoa; Mollusca; Gastropoda; Architaenioglossa; Ampullariidae. The transcript is spliced from 5 exons. Gene Ontology annotation, molecular function: actin binding. The record is from RefSeq and is a predicted model, not a curated record. Bases 367 to 882 code for a protein of 171 amino acids.